Molecule: messenger RNA, 1470 nt
Organism: Dioszegia hungarica
Lineage: Eukaryota; Fungi; Basidiomycota; Tremellomycetes; Tremellales; Bulleribasidiaceae
Product: major facilitator superfamily domain-containing protein
Exons: 17
Coding region: 1-1470 (489 amino acids)
Biological process (GO): transmembrane transport
Cellular component (GO): membrane
Molecular function (GO): transmembrane transporter activity
Source: RefSeq, a predicted model, not a curated record
AUGAAUCACUCAGACAACCUUGACGGCGAGAAGACUGGCGGUACCUCGGCGCGGUCACUCCCCAUCGAUAACGCCGAGUACGAUGCGGUCGUCCCGCUUGACCCGAAGGUCGAGAAGAAGUUGCUCCGUCGGAUCGACGGAUUCACCAUCUCCAUUCUUGGCGCGCUCUAUCUCAUGUCUUUUCUGGACCGAGGAAACAUUGGAGCAGCCAACGUCGCAACUCCGUCCAUCUCGCAGGCAACAGGACUAAGUCCCGAGCAAUAUGGCGCUGUCGUUAGUGUAGUCUACGCGACGUACGUGGUGUGUGAGCCAAUCUGGGCCAACCUGCUCAAGAUCCUUUCUCCCAAGAUUGUUUUGAGCGGAACGACCCUUGUAUGGGGCGGUCUCACUCUUGGAACCGCAUGGGCCAAAAACUACCAACACCUCAUGGCAAUUCGAGUGCUCUUGGGUGUCUUUGAAGCUGGCGUCUUCCCCUGCAUCACAGUAUACGUCCUCAUGAACUAUCGACGCGAGGAGGCUGGCCGUCGCAUGUCCUACAUCUUUUCGUGUGCUGCUUUUGCCGGGGCGGUCGGAGGUCUGAUUGGAUUCGGUCUGGUGCGAAUCGAGACUGGUGACACGGUCGGCUGGCAGUAUCUUUACAUCGUCGAAGGCUGCUUGUCCCUCAUCCUCGCGCCCAUUGCCUACUUUUGGGUCCCGAACCGCAUGGAUAAGGCCUGGUUCCUCAACGCCAAGCAAAGAGAGCAAGCCAUGGUCCGAUACCAAGUCAACAAGGCCGACUACAAUGAGGAGGAGCAGUUUGCUUGGGCCGAAGUCAAGAAGGCGCUUCUCGCGUGGCCGGUGUAUGCUGCCGGUACCAUCCAGUUUUGCGCAGACAUCACUCUCUACGGUAUCUCGACAUUCAUGCCUCAGAUCAUCCGAGCCAUGGGGUUCAGCAAUGUCAACGCUCAGCUAUUGACCGUACCUGUCUAUGUCUGGGGCGCGUCAGUCUUCAUGUUCGUUGCGUGGUUCAGCGACAAGUACCGCAUGCGCAGUCCAUUCAUCGUUCUCGGCUUGUCCCUCAACUUGCUCGGCUACAUCCUGCUUGCGACCAUCGAGUCUGUUGCUGGGCGAUACACCGCGCUCUAUGUCAUCUCGGCCGGGAUCUACAUCACACCCGGGCUCAACGUCACGUGGAUAGGCGGUAACACCAGGGGUCACUUCAAGCGUUCGACAGCUGUGGGUCUCAACCAGCUCAUCGGUAACUCAGCUGGUGCCGCUAUCGGAACGAUCUACCUAUCAACGCUUGCCCCGCGCUACCUGCAGUCGAUGUACAUCUCCAUGGGCCUCACCGCAGUGGGCAUCGUCACCGCUGUCGUCUUGGGCCUUCACUUUAAGCGUCAAAACGGGAUCAAGCGACAGCUCGUGGCCGAGGGGGCUCCGGACCAGCCUGAGCUUGGUGACCACAAUCCCCAUUUCCAAUACAUGAUCUGA